Molecule: messenger RNA, 1724 nt
Organism: Lepisosteus oculatus (spotted gar)
Lineage: Eukaryota; Metazoa; Chordata; Actinopteri; Semionotiformes; Lepisosteidae
Gene: hscb
Product: HscB mitochondrial iron-sulfur cluster cochaperone
Biological process (GO): [2Fe-2S] cluster assembly; protein complex oligomerization
Cellular component (GO): mitochondrion
Molecular function (GO): ATPase activator activity; protein-folding chaperone binding
Source: RefSeq, a predicted model, not a curated record
UCCCUACCCACCUCCUCCUCUUACGAGAGGUGAAGGCAGUACCGGUAUGCAUGGACAUUGACUUAAAGGAAAAACAAUGCUGAUAUUAAACAGGUUACGAUUUGCCAGCUCACUCCGUAGAGUUUGUGGCCUAGGGCUCUAUGUUGGAAAUGAUCAGUCUGUCUUAAAACAUCUACCUUCGACGUCUGGCUGUGAAGCUUUCGUAACGGUGUUCACCUUGAAUGGCUCGGGCAGCCGCCGUUCUUCUGGAGUCUGUUCAAAAACAUUGCAUUUUUUGGAGCGCUUCAAAUCAAAUCAGUUCCCAGCCACUUCGCUCUUGAAACGUCGAUGCGGUAUGAUUUCCAGGACUUUUUGCACGGUUUUGAAAAAACUACACUGUUGGAAAUGCGAGGCACCACUGCAGACGCCUCCUGCGUUCUUCUGCCCGGCUUGCCUUGUCAUCCAGCCACUUGAUGAAAACAUCAACUUCUUCGACAUCAUGGACUGUGAAAUAUCCUUUGCUUUGGAUGUUCGGAAGUUACAGAAAAGGUACAUGCAUCUUCAGCGUUCUCUUCACCCUGAUAAUUUCAGCCAGAAAACGCAGCAGGAGCAGGAAUACUCUGAAAGUCAGUCUGCCCUGGUUAACAGAGCAUACAGGACUUUACUUAAGCCUCUCAGUCGUGGGCUUUAUAUGCUGGAACUUGAAGGGAUGAAACUGGAGGGAGACCCUGGUUGUGGGUUGAGCCUGGAGUUUCUCCAGGAUAUCCUGGAGAUAAGUGAAAGACUGGCUGAAACACAAAGUCAAGAAGAAGCCAGUGACAUCUGGCAUUUCGUCAGAGGUAAAUUGGAAAACCUGAUUGGAGAAAUUAAUAAAUCUUUCAGCGAAGGAGACCUUAACAGAGCAAAGGUGCUUUUGGCUGAAAUGAAGUAUUUUGCUAACAUUGAGGAAAAAGUGAAAGAUAAAGUUUCUCAGAUCCAAUGAUGGCCUUUCAAUUUCGGGCUCCAGAAUGGAUGUACCUCUUCAGACUUAUAUUUUGUUAACAAACUUGGACAAGAGUAUGUAUAUAUUUUUAAAAUGGAAGAAAAGCAAUUCUUUUUUUAAGUGUAUAGCCCAGGUGGCUAAAAUUUUAAGUAAUGUUUAUAAAGACACUGACACUAGGAAGUAAAAAAAUUGCACUUUUUGGAUGGAUUGUGUCUGGAAAGGAGACAGAAAUUGCCGACUCAAAACCAAUGGCCAAGUGUGUUAACUGCUUUGACCUAAAUUAAUAAAUGGUAUAUAUUUUUGCAGCGUGUUAUACUAAAAAUAUGCAAAUUAAGAGUGCAUAAAUUGAGAAAUGCCUGUUUUUUAUAAAAGUUGACAGAGUUAUCUUGGAUUGUGUACAAUUUAAUGAUGAAGAUGGAAAGAUAUACCAGCACAUUAAUGGACAAUUGUCUUUCAUGGGGGAUGCUUUCAAAUAGGUAAAACUUAUCAGUGGCACAUACAGUGAGUACGAAUGUACAAAUGUUCUUUUGUGUAACAUAGCUGUGAAAUUGUUGUGUGGUCUGAAAUCCUUCAUGUAACUUCCUUCUUUAUUUCUUUUGAUAUGCAAACCUGCAUAUCGCUGUACUAAAUGUAUAGCUGACAGUUCAAAUGUGUGGUUGUUUAAUUUCUUUUAUGCAUUCUGCAUAUUGUUUUAGUAGUGGCAUAUUAGGGGUAUUUAUUGAAUCUGAGAAAUAUGUUAAUAAAAAUCAUUUAAACGUUUUAA